CAUAAUCAUUUAAACCCCCAACGAGAACAUCCUCACCGCCCUCGAGUGGAACACUAUUUAAAGAUCCAGUCUUCAUCCACUCUUGUUAGAUAAAUUAUUAAGGAUGGGUAACACUCUAGGCGGCAAUAAAACAACCAAGAUCAUGAAAAUAGACGGCGAGACUUUCAAACUCAAAACACCGGUGACGGCGGAGGAAGUUCUAAAAGACUUUCCCGGUCUCGUUCUGCUAGACUCCGAAUCUGUAAAGCACUACGGUGCUCGAGCCAAACCACUUAAGCCGAAGCAGAGGUUGGAGGCAAAGCGAUUGUAUUUCGUGGUGGAGCCGGUGAAGGAGUGUCCACCACCAAGGAGGGUAAGAUCGGGAAUUCAUAUGAGUGCCAAGGAGAGGCUUGAGAAUCUCAUGCUUGCCCGGAGAUCCUCUUCCGAUCUCUCCAUAAUCAAACCUUCAGGAGGAUGGGCGACGAUAGAGGAGGAAGAUGAAAGAGGAGCGGUGAGGGUGAAGCUGAGGAUUCCCAAGGCGGAGCUGGAAAGACUAGUUAAGGAAGGAGUCACGGAGGCGGAGGCCACCCAUAAGAUCGCCUCUCUCUUUAUGGCCAAGCACAGCCACGAGGAAGAGAGUAAGAACACUCUCCGACGUGGUCAUGACGAGCCGGUCGCCCCAAUGGCCACCGCCACAAGAGGAGUCAAAUCUCGUCUGAAACGAGUGAGUUUCAUGGCGGAAAGAGAAGGAAGCGAGAUCACCGUUGCUUGAAGUUGAAACACUCUUAAUUCUAAACACAACUGAACCGCUUUCCAACGUUUCUGCAUUUCUUUGUAAAUAAAAAGAAGAGCGUUUUGAGAGAGAGAGAGAGAUAAUGAAUAAUCACUCUGCAGCUAAAGCUUGUUAUUUUCUUAGAAAAUAAAAAAGGGUUUAUCUUUA
Molecule: messenger RNA, 919 nt
Organism: Raphanus sativus (radish)
Lineage: Eukaryota; Viridiplantae; Streptophyta; Magnoliopsida; Brassicales; Brassicaceae
Exons: 3
Coding region: 104-751 (215 amino acids)
Source: RefSeq, a predicted model, not a curated record